Molecule: messenger RNA, 2427 nt
Organism: Cladophialophora immunda
Lineage: Eukaryota; Fungi; Ascomycota; Eurotiomycetes; Chaetothyriales; Herpotrichiellaceae
Exons: 4
Coding region: 117-2282 (721 amino acids)
Molecular function (GO): protein binding
Source: RefSeq, a predicted model, not a curated record
ACCCCAGCCUGCGUUCUUCCUGUCUCCCACCCGGCCAUCUCACUUCUCUCUGUUGUGGCUCCUCGCUGGACCGUUGAUGGCACUUGACGUCGGACAAUGAAUUUCCAUCAGUCGACAUGGCCUCCAGCAACACUGUUGACUGCUUCUCCGACACUGAAACCGACACUCUUCUGUCUGAUCCACCUUCAGAUUUUGAUGAUAUGGACUCUGCAAGGGGACAGGACUUUGACAGAAUGGCUCUGUCUAGCCAGAGGGAAGGCCCGAAGCCCAGAUCCAUUCCUCGCUCAUACGAUCAUUCUAUGACCGGGUGUUCUGGUAUCGAGAACCACUGCCGUCCGCCGAGUAAGAGCAGCAAGUUCGAAGCUGUUCCAACUGAAAUCCUGAACAAGAUUGCGUGGCUCCUGUCCAACGAUCAAGAUCUCUUCAACUUGAUGUGCACCUGCAAGACCUUCGCCAAUGCCUUCAGCUCUCCGGAGUCUGCAAUUUGGCGCUUGCGCUUCAACUGUGACUUCGAUUGGCCCUUCGUUACUGACACGGCGGAAUUCGCUUCAGCGUACCAGCUGCGGAAAUUCGUGCUAAAACACUUCGUGGAGUUCAACAACCCAGAAGAUGAGAGGUUAGUGAUUCAAUUAGAGGUCCUGAGGGAUAUGGUCCUGGAGGCCUACAACCCACCCGAAAAGCAUCUUCCUCCCCGAUUGACAUCUCGCAAUCUUGCAGCAUUCGCAUCUCAGAACUCACCAUGGGCACGAAUGUUUCUGUCAUGCCCUUUCUUCCCUAGUCGAAGCGGACGGUACGGUCAGAGACAUCCACUCUUUGAGUCAAUCCAGCUGGUGUUAUCUCACCUCCUACUGUCGCCGGCUUCGCAUAUGGCCUACAAUGUGCGAUCAUCAAGGACAAACUAUGAUAUGGCCGUUGUGUACAACUGGAGCAAACCUUUAUCUCUUCUAUAUCGCAAAUUGGCCGAGAAGGAGAGCCUAGCACCGGCCAUACCCAACGGGCGCCGGCAACGGCACAGUGGGAGGCGGCGCAGACCACCUCGAACGAGCAAGCCGACGCACGAGCUCGACACCCAUGCCCUCCUCCACAUCCGCAACUUCUGGCACCGACAUCUGAUCGAAACAGUGAAAGGAUUGGGAUCGACAGACAUCACUGAGAACACAUAUGCGAAAAUGGCAAGGGAGCUGAUGCGUCGUGAGAUCACUCCGAGGCCGUGGGAAAGGCCGCUCACGGAAGAUUCAUUGCUACACCUUCCCACGGAAUGGUACGGUCACUAUUCUACGCUAGCUAGCAACUGGCCAAGGAAGCGGCAAGAGCUGGAGGAAGUCCAAAGCCUUGCGGAAGACUGGCAGGAGGUUGAUCCUAUGAAACUCGACUUUACCAUCUCCACGGACAACAACGUCGAUGGCUUCUGGUCGCCAAUUUUCAGCAGCAUCCCGGCUUUUCAACAGACAAUCCCCGAACUCAGCCAAUGCGUUUUCAUCCGAGGCCUCGCUCCUUUUGUACAGCUAUCUCCCGGUAAUGCUGCGAGAGGAUCCGACCCAGUGUCGCAAGCUACGCUCACGCUUCCAACCGCGCCACGACUCUCCAAAUAUCACCCCUAUCUGGCCCUCCGUCUUCGUGGCGUGAUACACUCUAUCCCGGCCCAACCGCAGCCGCCAAGCGACGACUCGGAUCCAGACCACAGCAUCCCAGGUUUUAACCGUAUUAUUAUGAUCCUCUACAAACCCACCAAACGGUACUUGAUCCAAGUGCUUGAGCACGCCCAGGAAGAGUACGGCGACAGCUUUACCACAGCGCUCACGACCCAGAUGGCACAGAAUAGCGCGGAUUCUUCAACGGCCCUCGACCCGGCCGAAAUCGACGCCCGACUCGAUGAGUACCUGCGCGCCAAACUCCUCGCGAACCCUCUCUGGUGCGACGGCUCCAAGCUCGACAAAGACGCCGUCGAGGAGAUGGAGGAGAAGUUCCGGCUCAGCGAGUAUCUCGACUGGGACUUUGAAUUCGCGUACGCGUACGAAGGGGCUGUGCUUCCCGGCCAGAAAAUUUUGCUGGGGCGAUGGUUUCGGAUUCUCGCCGGCGGCGUCGAAUACAGCGAAGGUUUAGAAAUGUUGGACGGAGAAGCCGCGGGUGCGGAUCAAGAUGCCAUGGGCCUGGACGGCGCGGGAAGCGGACCAGGGCAGCACGACGAGGCCGCGGAGGGGAAUCCUGCCCCGGAGACGACGAGGGAUGCGAGUCGCCACACCAAGCGCGAGCGAGGGCCCUUUAUCUUCUGGUGCCGAUGAUUGUUGGGUGGGGGAUAGAGGACACGACGGCUCACACUGAAGGUGCUUUCACAUUUCAUUCUUGGACACAAGCAGCCAAGGCAUGUUCGCCGUGUCGGGGGUCGAUUCCAGCAGCUGGUUCACGAUGAAGAGAGAAAAAAAAAAC